Messenger RNA from Impatiens glandulifera, 1591 nucleotides. Its product is annotated as AUGMIN subunit 1. Gene Ontology annotation, cellular component: cytosol; HAUS complex. Bases 464 to 1363 code for a protein of 299 amino acids. Gene Ontology annotation, biological process: spindle assembly. Lineage: Eukaryota; Viridiplantae; Streptophyta; Magnoliopsida; Ericales; Balsaminaceae. The record is from RefSeq and is a predicted model, not a curated record. The transcript is spliced from 7 exons.
GGACGUUAGACUUGCAGGCCGCGGACAAGAAGACGAAGAACGCGGUCGAUCUGCUGCUUGGAAUCGCACGAAGACUUGCGAUUUUCCGUGGGUUUUGAUGGAACAUCGAAAUCACUUGAUUUUCUAGCCUCCAUUGCAAGUUGCAACUAUAAAGGGGAGUAGAACUCACCUUCAAAAAGAGGACCCCCAUUUUCGGACGAGAUAAUUAAUCCUUAGAAGCUAUCGCACAAUCAAAAGCUUCUUAACAUUCUGUACUCGAUACUAAAUUUAUUCCAUCUCUCUCUGGUCUAGAGCUCACUGUCGGCAGCCUUUGGAGCAGCAGCAACUAAAGCAGACUGGCGUGACUGGUUCUGGUCGGAGCAGUAGGGCAGAAGCCGGGAAAAUUAAAAGCCUCAGCUGGGUUUGAUUCCUAUUUCUUGGUUAUUUAUGUUUAUUUACAUAUUCUGAAAACAGGAAAGUUGACAUGAGUAGUGAUAUUGGAGUAUCUGUGGGUGAUUCAUACACAAAUGAGGCAAAGGCUGGCGGAUCGGAUGCCAGUCGAAUAGCAGAAGUGAAAACUUGGCUUGCCUCCCAAUUUGAUGCUUUAGGCAAAGAUGUACCUGAAUUUGAAUAUACGCCCCGGAGUGUUGCACAUUUGCAUUACCUUGCUACUGUCUCUCAGUCAAAAACGCAAGCUGCAAGAAUUGUUGCAACUGAUUUUCGCCAAAAAGCUGCUGAAUACCGUUCACAAGCUGCAAGGAUUAGGGAGAUAUUGGAUAGUGUGGGAUUGGCACAGGAUAGCCUUCCAUCAAAUGUGGUUUCAUCUUCACAAGUUCUUGCAAAUGUUGCAAAUUUGUUGAAUAUUAGAGAUACAGAACUAAGCAGUUUUCUUGUAGCAAUGGGGGAUAUUUCUUUGAGGAAAACAGUUGUAGAGGAGAAGAGGGCUGAAGUUCAAAAGGAGUUCAAAGUUCUUCUUGAUUAUACACGUAAAGCACUAUCAAGGUUGACUUUUUUGAAAAGGACACUUGCACAACUUGAGGAUGAUGUAGCUCCAUGUGAGGCUCAAAUGGAAAAUUGGCAGACAAACUUAGCAAUAAUGAUUUCGAAAGAGCGACAGUACCUGCAGCAGUAUUCCAAUUAUAAGGCAAUACUAAACCGAGUUGGGUACAGCCCGGAAAUUAGCCAUGGAGUGUUAGUAGAAAUUGCAGAGCACAAAAAGGAGUUGGAGAAGAAAACAAAGCCAAUUCUUGAUACAUUGAGAAGCUAUCAAGAUUUGCCUCCUGACAAAGCUCUGGCUGCGCUUGCGAUUGAGGACAAGAAAAGACAGUACGCUGCUGCAGACAAGUACCUCGAAGAUCUAUUGUCAUCCACUCUUGCCACAUAGUGAGAUUCUUUUUCUUGAAUGUUUAUUUUUUACUUUUUAUAAUAUCUUGAAAAUAGUUGUGUUUCUAAAAAAUAUACAAGUUUGUAUGUUGUGCAUGUUGGAUGGAAUCUAGAUUGUUUUCUUUGCAUGUCAGACUAUCUCUUACAUGGUUGGAGUGAAACAUCUUUGUUUGGCUACUCAAGGUGACUAAGGAUUUUAUUAUCGAUUAGUUAGAUGUGGUUUAUUAGU